This is a messenger RNA of Zingiber officinale, 2744 nucleotides long. Its product is annotated as casein kinase 1-like protein HD16. Gene Ontology annotation, molecular function: ATP binding; protein serine/threonine kinase activity. Gene Ontology annotation, cellular component: nucleus; cytoplasm. Lineage: Eukaryota; Viridiplantae; Streptophyta; Magnoliopsida; Zingiberales; Zingiberaceae. The coding region runs from base 345 to 2483 and encodes 712 amino acids. Gene Ontology annotation, biological process: endocytosis; peptidyl-serine phosphorylation; signal transduction. The transcript is spliced from 16 exons. The record is from RefSeq and is a predicted model, not a curated record.
AACACAUAUAAACAGUGGAAAGUACGUGGUGUUUUUGUUUUCCCUUCGCGGACGCUUCCCCAACCUUGGUCUUCCCUGGUCCUGGGAUCGAGCCUCCAUCGACCGAUCGCCAAGAAGGGAGUGAUUAUUUUCCUUCUGCUAGAUCUGUUUUCAUCCUCUUCGCCUUGAUCGCAUCGAAACCCUGACGACCGGAGGAGAAUCUGCCGAUCGCCAGCUGUUUCCGGGGUCGCCUUUGGUGUAUCUGAAGAUUCGAGGUCGAGGGUCGGAAUGGGUAGGAAAUCGGAACGAAAUUAAGGGAUAAUGGUCGGAUUGAGGUCGCCGUGGCGCGAUUGCAUGGGUGAAGAAUGCCAGUCUUGCGGAGAGGGGCGCGUCGUAGGGGCCGUGCUCCAACGCUGUCGCCUGUAGAUCGUCCUUCGCAGAACACCAGAGCGCGGACCGCGGCCAUACAUAACAAUCCCGGGCCUGCCGGGGACGCUGCUGGCGGAAGUAGGCGGGGAAGGAGUAGGGCCCCGGCGUCUGCGCCUAGGGGGAGGAGGAGAGUAAGAUCUGCCACAGGUAGGUUGGUCUUCAUUGAGGAGGAGGAGGGGAAGGAGGGGGAUCAGUUCAAGGAGUUGGUCGUAUUGGAAGAGGAGACGAAAGGAAAGGGGACGGCGAGACCAGCAGAAGAAGUAAAAGAGAAGGAAACGAUGGGUGAUGAUAGUGGUGGAUUGAGCGCCAAUAGGGUUGCAGGACAGGAAGAAGAAGGGAACACCACUCCAUUCCCUGAAAAGGUCCAAGUUGGUGGUUCACCUAUAUAUAAGAUUGAGAGAAAGCUUGGGAAGGGUGGAUUUGGUCAGGUUUUUGUUGGUCGGAGAGUCUCUGGAGGCAUUGAGCGAUCAGGUCUUAACGCUAUGGAGGUCGCAAUCAAAUUUGAACAUCGAACUAGUAAAGGCUGCAACUAUGGCCCUCCUUAUGAAUGGCAAGUUUACAGUGCUCUUGGUGGUAGCUAUGGAGUGCCUAGGGUACAUUACAAAGGCCGGCAAGGUGACUACUAUAUUAUGGUAAUGGACAUGCUGGGACCUAGUCUAUGGGAUGCCUGGAAUUCUUCAGGUCAAACGAUGUCUUCGGAAAUGGUUGCCUGUAUUGCUGUUGAAUCCAUCUCAAUCCUUGAAAGCAUGCAUUCAAAAGGAUACGUCCAUGGGGAUGUGAAGCCCGAAAAUUUUCUGCUUGGUCAACCAUCAACACCCCAAGAAAAAAAGUUGUUUCUUGUUGACCUUGGAUUAGCUACUAGAUGGAUGGAUGCUAGUAGUGGAGCCCAUGUUGAUUAUGACCAACGACCUGAUGUGUUUAGAGGAACUGUUAGAUAUGCUAGUGUUAAUGCACAUCUAGGAAGAACAGCAAGCAGGAGGGAUGAUCUGGAGUCUCUUGCAUACACACUAAUUUUCCUUCAUCGAGGAAGAUUAGCAUGGCAGGGAUAUCAGGGCGAUAAUAAAUCUUUUCUAGUAUGUAAGAAAAAAAUGGCAACAUCUCCAGAAAUAUUAUGUUGCCUUUGUCCUCCGGCAUUCAAGCAAUUUCUUGAGGUUGUGGUUAACAUGAAAUUUGAUGAGGAACCAAAUUAUUCAAAACUUAUUUCUUUGUUCGAUGGAUUAAUUAGUCCAAAUCCAGUAGUUAGGCAAAUUAGCAUUGAUGGUGCUCAAAAGGUUGGUCAAAAACGUGGUAGAUUGACUAUUGAUGAUGGAGAAGAGAAUCAACCGAAGAAGAAAAUUCGCCUAGGUGUACCUGCCACCCAGUGGAUUUCUGUGUAUAAUGCUAGGCUUCCGAUGAAACAAAGGUACCACUACAAUGUAGCUGAUGCACGUUUGUCACAACAUGUGGAGAGAGGAAAUGAAGAUGGCCUCCUUAUUAGUUGUGUUGCAUCUUGUUCUAAUUUGUGGGCCCUCAUCAUGGAUGCUGGAACUGCUUUCACAUCCCAAGUGUAUGAGUUGUCUCCAUUUUUUCUUCACAAGGAAUGGAUUAUGGAUCAAUGGGAGAAAAACUACUAUAUCACCUCACUUGCUGGUGCUAAUAAUGGAAGUUCACUUGUAGUCAUGUCAAAAGGCACUCAAUACACGCAGCAGUCUUACAAAGUAAGCGAAUCUUUUCCAUUUAAAUGGAUAAGGAAGAAGUGGAAAGAAGGAUUCCACGUCACAUCCAUGGCAACUGCUGGCAGCAGAUGGGGCAUUGUCAUGUCACGCAAUGCUGGUUUUACAGAACAGGUUGUUGAGUUAGACUUCCUGUAUCCAAGCGAGGGCGUCCACAGGCGAUGGGACAGCGGAUAUCGCAUUACUUCUAUGGCUGCCACUUGGGACCAGGCUGCACUCAUCCUCAGUGUGCCCAAGCGGAAGCCUAGCGAUGAGACUCAGGAGACCCUACGGACGUCGGCAUUUCCAAGUGCUCACGUUAAGGACAAGUGGGGAAAGAAUCUGUACCUGGCUUCCAUUUGCUAUGGUCGGACCGUGUCAUGAUACUUGCUGUGGUUAACCUCACAACCAUUUGCAAAGUGCGUUUUCCUGCAUCUCAAUUUAACAUGCACAUCAACCAAUGCUUGUCCCAUCUAUAUUGAUUUUCACUGUACCAUCGUAGGUGUUGUACACAUGCCGUCACAUGCUUCCCAUGUUAUUUAUGUACUAGUUAGUCAUAAACUUGGGGGUUGACUGUGCUGACUUUAUUGACGGCUUGUAAAAUUUGGCAUAAUUUUAAUAACUAAACAAGUAUAUUCUAGUUCA